Messenger RNA from Protopolystoma xenopodis, 825 nucleotides. NCBI's taxonomy places the organism in Eukaryota, Metazoa, Platyhelminthes, Monogenea, Polystomatidea, Polystomatidae. The record is from the annotation of a GenBank genome assembly.
AUGCUACUGCGUCAGGGUCCCAGUUGUCUGGUGGCCUCGGUCUGCAACAGCCUCAUCGAGUUGAUGCAAGAGCCCACGGUGCUCUCGCAGUUCUGCCAACUCGACGGUCUUCGACUGCUCGCUCUGCACGCCAGCAAGGGGCACCACACGACUCGGAUUGCCGCAAUCCGAGCUCUGCACAGCUGCGUUCGACGCAAUCAGGAGACAGGUCGUCUCCUCAAACCGCUGAUCGGCUUCCUCCACGACCUCGUCAACCUGUGCCGAAGCAACGCCAAAGACCAGGACGCAGAACACGCGACCUGUUGCGUCAUCGCUGAAGUCGCCAAGAAUCCACGCUGUCUGGCGGUGCUCACCGAUCUCGGCGUCCUCGGACUCAUUGAGCAGUUGAUUCCGCGCGCCGAAACCGACCAAAUGAAAGCCGCAUUAGCUUCCGCCAUCUCCAGCUGCGCCGUCUACGGCAGCAAUACCGAAGUCCUCGGCCGGCCUAAGAACAUUCAAUACCUUUUGGGCUACCUGAAGACGACGAAUCGGGAAACGCUUGCCGAGACGAUACGCGCCUUUUGCGUGCUCAGUCGAAGCCCGAAGGUGGCUCGGCACAUCUACGAGGCGGGAAUCAGCAAAGUGCUACUGAAGAUGAUCGGCUCGGCCGACGUUGAACUGCAGGCGGCAGUAGCUAUGGCCAUUCGAAAUAUCAACAAACUCAAUCAAAUGGACGAUCAUUUUUUGGACAAACUGGCUUCCCAACAAGUGUUCAAAGGGACGCCAGGCAAUUCAGAAGAAGCCUUAUUAAUCACCAAAGCUGCAGCCUCAAUUAAAGCGAUAUGA